AUGCACUCGUACGUUUGCGACAUUAGCGACGCUGAGCACGUGAACGAGGUCUUUGCUCAAAUAUACGCCGACUUUGGAAAGUACCCGCUGCAUCUCGUCAACACUGCUGGUUAUUGCGAGAAUUUCCCAGCCGAGCACUACCCCGCCAAGAACGCCGAAAAGCUUCUCAAGGUCAACCUUUUGGGCGCCUUGUACGUUGCACAAGCAUUCGCCAAACCACUUAUCGACAACAACAUCAAGGGAGGCUCCAUCGUGAUGAUCGGAUCCAUGUCCGGAGAAAUCGUCAACGACCCACAACCGCAAGUCGCCUACAACAUGUCCAAAGCCGGUGUGAUUCACAUGGUCAAGUCUCUCGCCGCUGAAUGGGCCAAAUACAGCAUCAGAGUGAAUACCUUGUCGCCAGGAUACAUCCUUACACCGCUCACAAAGAACGUUAUUAACGGUAAUAACGAAAUGUACCAGAGAUGGCUUUCGCUGACCCCAAUGGGCCGUCUUUCGGAAGCUAAGGAAUUCACCGGUACGGUUCUCUACUUGCUCUCCAACUCCGCUUCUUCAUACACCACGGGAGCAAACAUUACUGUCGACGGUGGUUUCACUUGCUGGUAA
Ogataea polymorpha is the source of this 606-nucleotide messenger RNA. RefSeq lists its product as uncharacterized. Gene Ontology annotation, cellular component: intracellular anatomical structure. The record is from RefSeq and is a predicted model, not a curated record. The coding region runs from base 1 to 606 and encodes 201 amino acids. Lineage: Eukaryota; Fungi; Ascomycota; Pichiomycetes; Pichiales; Pichiaceae. The transcript has a single exon. Gene Ontology annotation, molecular function: oxidoreductase activity, acting on NAD(P)H, oxygen as acceptor.